AUGUCGUGUCUGCUCAUUUCCAAGCGAAGCAACAUCUUACCCGGGUGCAGCAUCUAUCUAAGCAUCAGUCUUUCUUUCUUUCUUUCUUUCCUUCAUUCUUUCUUUCUUUCUUUCUAUCUUUGCUUCGAUCUUUUUCGGUAUCUAUCUAUAUAUUUAUCCAUCUAUCUAUUUAUGUUCUAUUCUUUCUCAUGUCGUCUAUCUAUCUAUCUAUCUAUCUAUAUAUCUAUCUCUCUAUCUAUAUAUAUAAUACCGCUCAUAUCUAUCUAUCUAUCUAUCUAUCUAUCUAUCUAUCUAUCUAUCUAUCUAUCUAUCUCUCUUUCGUUUCUGAAAUUUCUCUUUCGAAAAUCUCCAUCUAUCUAUCUAUCUAUCUAUCUCUUUUCCCUGUCUUCGUUUACUCCUUUUAUAUAUCUUUUGAUACUCAAACAAUUCUUUUUAUCCUCAUCCUAUCACCAUUCCAAUUCUUCUCCCUAUGAUUUUCCUGUCCUUGCCGCUUGCAACCUCCUUACAAUUUAUAAUACACCUCAUACACGUCAUUCUCUUCCUAACACUCUCCACCCCCUACUUUCAGCUUAUUUUCACCCUCCUCCUCCUUCUCUUCUCACAUUAAUACCUUCUUCUCUCUACACCCUCUCUAUAUAUAAAUAUAUCUCUACAGCUCCUCCCACCUCUUCUAUCUUCUGGCAAUUAUACACUUUCCUCUCACCGCCACCUACUUGCUUCAGCUCCUACAACCCCUUUUAUCUUACUACAUUUAUAUGCAAGUUCUUCUUCUUAAGACACUUCACCACCUACCUCCGUAUUUCUCCUCAACUACUCCCAUCACUUUUAGCUUCAUACCUCUCCUCCCACCAUUGUCUUCCUACAUUUUUAUUGUUCCUCCUUUUCUUCCUACUUCUCAUUAAACACCGACUUUCUUCCUCUUAUUUCUAUCUUCUAAUCAAAUCGCUCUCUUUUUACUCCCUCGUCCUUCUACCUUUUCUCUCUCCUCCCACUUUAUUCCAACUUGCCAUCUCCCAGUCUGCUCAACAUACACCCGACCUUCCUUCAUCUCAACUCUCUUCCUUGACCAUCCUCUGUUUUUCAUCCCCCACCUGUCUUUUUACUCAUCCCAUCACUCCCGUUCAUUGGUCUUUCUUUCAUUCGUUAUCUCUCUUACUCAAUCUCUCUCUUACUUGCCCACCUACUUACGUACUUUUUUCUACUCUUACAACUACUCUUAUUCUCCUCCUACUUAUGGCCAUUCUUACCGUCCUCUUCAUGCCCCUCCUACGUAUCCUUCUUACUCUUCCCCCUCAAACAUGUACCUUCUUUUCUCAACCUUGUCAGCGUUCUAUCCUGCGUAUCUUUCGUCCUCCUUUUACCACUCCCACUCAUCUUCAUUUUUCCCCCCUCUUCCCAUUCCUAUUUCUAAUCCUCCUACUUUUGCGUUAUCCUUUAUUCACUACUACUUACGCCCUUUUUUGUAUAUAUCUUUAUCAUCCAGUGCUUUUCAUCUGA
This is a messenger RNA of Acanthosepion pharaonis, 1497 nucleotides long. The record is from the annotation of a GenBank genome assembly. NCBI's taxonomy places the organism in Eukaryota, Metazoa, Mollusca, Cephalopoda, Sepiida, Sepiidae.